GUCGCCGCGGCUGUGACACCAUGUAGUCCAGAAAAUCCCGAUCCGGCUUUUGGUCUGUAAAAUUGUGUCUUCCCCAGAAUUGGGCGAGAGUCCCGCCUGCCCGCUGUGUAUUCCUGUUGCGUCUCUGACAUGGAGGAAAUGCUGUCCUUCUCAGAUGUGGCCAUUGAGUUCUCUCCAGAAGAGAGGGAAUGUCUGGAGCCUGCUCAGUGGAAUCUGUACAGGGAUGUGAUGUUGGAGAAUUACAGCAACCUUCUGUUCCUGGGUCUUGCUGUGCCUAAGCCACACCUGGUGAUAUUUCUCGAGCAAAGACCAGAGCCUUCAGAUGGGAAGAGACAAGCAGCAGCCACAGUGCACCCAGGAACAAAAUCCAACAGUCACAGCAAUUACAAGGCCAUUGAAUGUAACUCACUACAGAUUCAAUGUCACAGAAUUCAUACAGGGGAGAAACCCUACAAAUGUGAAAAAUGUGGUAAGGGCCUUAGUUCUUAUAAAGCACUUUCCAUACACCAGAGACUUCACACUGGAGAAAAACCCUACACGUGUAAAGAAUGUCACAAAGUCUUCAAUACUCGCUCAUCACUUUUCAUACACCAGAAAGAUCAUACUGAUGAGAAAACCUACAAGUGUGGAGACUGUGGCAGAUCAUUUUACUAUCCUUCAAUGCUGAAGCAACAUCAAAGGAUUCAUGUUAAAGACAGCCCAUACAAGUGCAAAGAAUGUGGCAGGUGUUUUUUCUCAUUUUUAUGCCUUAGACAGCAUCAAACAAGACAUACUGGAAAGAAAGCAUACAAGUGUGAAAAGUGUGGCAAAUGCUUUUCCUUCCUUUCAUCCCUUCGGCGACAUAAAGCAAUUCAUUCUGAAGACAGUCCCUAUAAAUGUGCAAAGAGUAGCAAAACUGUUUCCCAUUGUACAUUCCUUCAAGAACAUCAGACAAUUCAUUCUGGAAAGAAAUCAUACAGGUGUGAGAAGUGUGCCAAAUGUUUUUACUUCCCAUCAUCUCUUCGGCGACAUAAAGCAAUUCAUUCUGAGGAUAAUCCCUACAAGUGUGCAGAGUGUGGCAAAACUCUUUCCAGUUUUAAAUUCCUUCAAGAACACCAGACAAUUCAUUCUGGAAAGAAAUCAUACAAGUGUGAAGAGUGUGGCAAAUGUUUUUACUUCUCCUUAUCCCUUCGGCGACAUAAAGCAAUCCAUUCUGAAGACAGUCCCUUUAAGUGUGCAGAGUGUGGCAAAACAUUCUCCUAUUUUACAUACCUUCAAGACCAUCAGACAAUUCAUACUGGAGAGAAAGCAUACAAGUGUGAAGAGUGUGGCAGAUGUUUCCACUUAUCUUCAUCCCUUCGGCGACAUCAAACAAUUCACUGUGAAGACAAUCCCUACAGUUGUGGGGACUGUGGUAGAAGGUUUAAGUCUUCUUUAUCCCUUAAACAACAUCAAACAAUACAUUCAGCAAAGAGUCCUUCCACCAGUGUACAUUGUGGCAAAUGGUCUUCCUAUUCUAGGGAUCUUCAGGGUAAGCAAACAGUUCACACUGGAGAGAACCCCUACAAGUGUGAAGAAUGUCACAAAGGCUUUCGUUGUCCCUCAUCCCUUAAAAGACACAAGAGAGUGCAUACUGGAGAGAAACCCUACACGUGUGAAGAAUGUCACAAACCUUUUCGUUGUCCUUCAUCCCUUAGGAGACACAAGAGACUUCACACUGGAGAGAAACCCUACAAGUGUGAAGAGUGUCACAAGGCCUUUCGUUGUCACUCAUCCUUUAGUAGACACAUGAGAGUUCACACUGGAGAGAAACCCUACAAGUGUGAGGAAUGUCACAAAACCUUUCAUUAUCACUCAUCCCUUAAGACACACAAGAGAGUUCACACUGGAGAGAAACCCUUCAAGUGUGAAGAAUGUCACAAAGCCUUUAAUUGUUACUCAUCUUUUAGGACACACAAGAGAGUUCACACUGGAGAGAAACCCUACAAGUGUGAAGACUGUGGAAGGUGCUUUUCCUCAUCUUCAUCCCUUAGACGACACAAAAAAGCAAAAAUUCAUUCUAAAAAGAAUUCCUAAAGUUGUGGUGAAUGUGGCAAAAACUUUAUGAAUCUUAAUAUACUUAUUCAACACAUGAUAUAGUUAAUGCGAGAGAAAAAUCCAACAAAUGUCUUUAAAAGUUAACUUCUUCAAACCUUCAAAUGAAUCAAAUGAUUCAUUCUGACUGCAAACAUCAUGAAUGAUGUAUGAUUCCCCUCUGUAUGCUGUGAAUAUGUUUAAUACCAUUGGUUAAUAAAGAAGCUGUGUCAACCAA
Arvicola amphibius (Eurasian water vole) is the source of this 2290-nucleotide messenger RNA. RefSeq names its product zinc finger protein 58-like. The transcript is spliced from 4 exons. NCBI's taxonomy places the organism in Eukaryota, Metazoa, Chordata, Mammalia, Rodentia, Cricetidae. Bases 130 to 2055 code for a protein of 641 amino acids. The record is from RefSeq and is a predicted model, not a curated record. Gene Ontology annotation, biological process: regulation of DNA-templated transcription.